Molecule: messenger RNA, 3301 nt
Organism: Aedes albopictus (Asian tiger mosquito)
Lineage: Eukaryota; Metazoa; Arthropoda; Insecta; Diptera; Culicidae
Exons: 7
Coding region: 1133-3223 (696 amino acids)
Biological process (GO): transmembrane transport
Cellular component (GO): membrane
Molecular function (GO): monocarboxylic acid transmembrane transporter activity
Source: RefSeq, a predicted model, not a curated record
UUGCUCUACGCACGAUUUUUCAAACCAACUCAUAAUAGCAGCAUACGUACUUAUUUUGAACGUAAUUUUUAAAUUGAACCAAACUAGAUAGCCACCUUGGGUGAUUGGGAUUAAUGUGAUCUGAAUGAGUGAAGUGAAAACAAAAUAGUUUGAGUUUGCUACGAACUAAAAAUAGAUUAAUAUUUCAUUGCACAUUGCAGCAAGGGACGUGCUUGUAUGGAUGUUGUGGAUUAAAUGGGUGAAACAUUGUAUUUUUGAGAUUGCUGAUCCACCAACACAGCCCAUCUCAAGUCCGCGCCCGUAGGUACACAACCCGUUAGAGAAUGCUAAGACUGAGAAAAGACCGUGAUAAACAUAUCGCUCGCCACCGCGCAUUAUUGUUCCAGUGCCCGCGUGAUUCAGUUCGAACGCGACCAAUAGCAUAACACUCCGCUGGCUGGUGGUUCUUAUUAUUUAUAGUGGUUUCAAAUUCGAAACUAUCUAAACAACGCGUAAAAUGAGUUUCGACUGAUGCGACUAAUGUUUCAGUGAAUUUUAUUUGGAUUUAACUUCUAUAUGAACGUAAGCUAGCGUUUGUAUUGAAGGAUUGGAAGUGAAAUUGUUCAGAUCAGUGAUGCGAGCUGUGUUGUGAGUUGUAUUUUGGGGUUUUAAUGUGUCCACUUCAAAUAUGCUUUGUCUGUUACACGCCGUCAUCAAAUAUUUAUAUCAAAUGUGAUAAUGCAUUUGAAGCAACAACCCUUCUAGAUUACCGAUCAUUGCGCGAGUUAUUACCCGUAGAGUGAAGACCGGAACGUGAUCCCUCAGCUGUUCCAGUCGUGAACAGAACGGUGAACAGCUGAUAAGCUCGACGGUUUUUUUUUCGGCGCUGCAGUGAGUGACACAUGUGAUAUAUUCGAUGAUGAUGGUCCAGAAGAUAUGCUGCUCUCGCUGCUCGGAGACAUCAACAUCAUUGUAGAUAGGUACGAGAGAUACAUGCUCAGUCAUUGGGAGCAAUUUGUGUGCUGCUGCUGCAGCUGGAGAUAGUGAUAAUCAGCCACGGGAAGUGCCUACGUGACUACGAGUGUACAAACUGUAUUGAGUGUGUGAAGUGAGAAGUGUCUCAACCUGAUCCGUCAUCCGGUGGAGAUCCAGGAUGGCGGCAGAACCGGCUCAACUGCGACCUCCGGAUGGCGGCUGGGGAUGGAUGGUCGUGUUUGCCUACGGGAUGGCCAAUAUCAUGAUCGUCCCAGUACUGCAAAGCUUCGGCCUCAUCUUUAAGGACACAUUCAAGCAGAUUAACAUCUCCGCAACGGACGCCUCGCUCAUCAUUAAUCUUGCCUCCGCGGUGGGAAUGACCUUUGGCCUGUUCAAUGGUCCACUGCUACGGAAUUUUGGCUUCCGCAAGGUAGCGACUCUGGGUGGAUGCAUGUUCUCCAUUGGCCUCAUGUUAACCUCCAACGCUGAAACGUUCCUUCACUUCAUCCUCACCUACAGUAUCAUGGCUUCUCUAGGCAUGGGAUUUUGUAACUCAUCGUUUUCCCUGGCUCUGAACACGUACUUCGUAACGCGAAGAAACAAGGCAGCUGGCAUAGCGAUGACCAUCACCGGGUUGGGCCCGAUCCUGUUGCCUCAGUUGGUAUCGUUUCUGGUAUCUCGGUACGGAUCGCGAAGUUGUUUGCUCAUCAUCGGAGCUCUGGCAACGCACAUCGUGGCGGCAGCACUACUUCUGCAACCAGUCAAACGACACAUGUUGCCGAUCGAGUUGACGGAUGGUCAAUCAAUGGUGCAAAAGGAAGCCGUCGAAGAAAAAUACUCAGCUGUUGAUGCUCCUCAACGAAUCGACAGCAAAUGGGAGUUGGAGUCCGACAAUGAAGACGACUAUCUCGAAAAGCACAGCUACUUUGCUGAGCACGAUAUGGAUGCUCAGAGCAUCUACGGCUUCGAACAGACGUCGCAGUUGCGCCGUCGUGAUUCAAUGGCCCCACCCAUGUUGCUGCCGCGCACCAAAAGUGAAGUUCUUCAUCCCAUGCAGCGGCGACCAUCGAUCGCGGAGAUGUUGCUGCUCAAGACGUACUCACAGAAUCUGGACCCACACAAGCAACCGGAGAAGAAGAGGUGGUUCCAAUCGGGGUCAACCGAAACGGUGAAUCUGGGGAGUUCAAUGAAAAUUUUCGAUGAAAAAGAACGGGAGCGAGAAAGGAGAAAUUCUCUGGACAAUGGCUUCCCUAGGCGGAAGUCAUCUGCAGCUAGGUUCUCUCCUCGAACCAAGCGAUGGUUCGAGAAAUCGGAAGACUCGGUACACUUGGGCAGUUCAAUGAAGCUGUUCGACGAUCGGCAUCCAGCAUCUCGCAGAAGUUCUCAUGCAAGUGUCCGAGAUUUCAGCGUCCCAAUGCAUGUCAUCUCCCAACCAAAGCUUCCGGUCUUGAGUGAAAAUCAAGACCUCACGGAUGAUAACCGUAUGCCGUCAAUUAUGCGACAACUAGAAAACCCCACAUCUCCAAAGUCGCAAGUUCAAAAAACCACCAAAUUCGAUUUCAGCAACGUGGACGCCAAAGAAAACCCUAGUCACUCGAACGAGGAUAAACGAAAAACCCUAUCGCAAAAAAUAGUCACUCUCUUUGAUCUCACCCUCCUCCGGGACAGAAUAUACGUCAACAUGAUGCUGGGAAUGUCGAUCGCCGUGUUUGCCGAAAUUAACUUCUCCCUGUUGACGCCGUUCAUCCUCAACGAUCUGGGUUACGAGACGGAACAGAUUGCAUCCAUUAUGUCGACCCUGGCGGUUGCGGAUUUGAUGUUCCGGUUCAUUUCACCGUUCAUUGGGGACUCGCUGAAGCUGACUCCGCGAAUCAUGUACAUGAUCGCCCUGAGCCUGCUGAUACUUACUAGGUUUAGUAUUCUAAUCGCACGAAACUACACCGAAAUGAUCGUGGUGGCGUUCUGCCUCGGUGUGGCCAAAGGAGUCCGCACGGUGUACAUGGGCUUGGUGAUACCGAGCUACAUCCCGCUGAAACGUCUCCCAGCGGCUUCCAGCAUCCAGAUGAUGACGAACGGUAUCAUCCUGAUGACGAUCGGGCCGCUGGUUGGGCUGAUCCGGGAUCUAUCGGGCAGUUACUCGAAAAGCAUUUUGUUCAUCAAUGCAUUCACCAUUGUGACGUUGAUCAUGUGGAUGGUCGAGAUGGUGUACGUGAAUCGAAAGGCGGCCCGGAAACAGAGGGAAGCCGCUGCCCAAGAAGUGAUAUCCUGAUGGCUGGCGGUUGCUGCAUGCACUUCGGGAGAUAUUAUUGCCAGUGAGUAUAAGCAUAUAUUUUUUGAUACAAUUUUC